AUGUCUCCAUCCAAUACGACCAAAAGGAGAGGCCGAGACACGGUCUCAAUUUGCUGUGAAUUGAAAUACAGCAUCUUCCAUUUCUUUCUCUCAUCCUCGUAUCUCGCUUUAUGCCUCUUUGUCUCCAUCCAUCCAUACUCCUUCUCUGUUCGUAUCUUUCUCUCCAUCCCUCCCUUAUACCUUGACUCUCUUCCUGACUCUCUCUACAUCUCUCUUCCUUUCCUGGAAUAUCACACACACACACACACACUCUCUCUCUCUCCCUCUCUCUCUCUCUCUCUUCCUCAUCUCUCCCUUCUUCCCGCCUUGAUUCACCUUCCUCCUCUCCUUCUUAUAAUAAUAGCUGAGACCAAAAACAAAAAGAUUGGUGAUGGACAGCAAAAGAGAUCGAAGAAAAGCCUGAUGCGUCCGAAUUCUCUUUUCCGUUCGCUAUUCAUUGCUAAUUCGCUUCCGUCUUUUCUUGCUCACUUCCCCACAUUCAUUCAUUCAUUCUUUCUUUCUUCUUCGUCUCCCUAUCUUUUUCUCCGUUUUCUCCUCCAUUCCCCCCCUCUCUCUCUCUCUCUUUCUCUCUCUCUCUCUUUUCCUGGGUAUUUUUUUCUUUUUCUUCUUCUCCUUCUUGACCCUCCAUUUUCCGCUCUGCAUCAUAUUAUCCCCUUUCAGGAAUGCGCGCGUGCCACUAACUUCAUUCCCAUGAGGCACAGUGAUGCGCAGUGA
This is a messenger RNA of Acanthosepion pharaonis, 714 nucleotides long. NCBI's taxonomy places the organism in Eukaryota, Metazoa, Mollusca, Cephalopoda, Sepiida, Sepiidae. The record is from the annotation of a GenBank genome assembly.